Molecule: messenger RNA, 468 nt
Organism: Lottia gigantea (owl limpet)
Lineage: Eukaryota; Metazoa; Mollusca; Gastropoda; Lottiidae
Exons: 1
Coding region: 1-468 (155 amino acids)
Source: RefSeq, a predicted model, not a curated record
AUGAAUACUAAAAAUAACAAGUCACAACAAAUUCUUCCGAGAAUAAGAUUUCACCCCCUUCCAUCUAUAUUAGUCCCACCUUAUGUUGGAUUUCACCCCCUUCCAUCUAUAUUAGUCCCACCUUAUGUUGGAUUUCACCCCCUUCCAUCUAUAUUAGUCCCACCUUAUGAUGGAUUUCACCCCCUUCCAUCUAUAUUAGUCCCACCUUAUGUUGGAUUUCACCCCCUUCCAUCUAUAUUAGUCCCACCUUAUGAUGGAUUUCACCCCCUUCCAUCUAUAUUAGUCCCACCUUAUGUUGGAUUUCACCCCCUUCCAUCUAUAUUAGUCCCACCUUAUGUUGGAUUUCACCCCCUUCCAUCUAUAUUAGUCCCACCUUAUGUUGGAUUUCACCCCCUUCCAUCUAUAUUAGUCCCACCUUAUGAUGGAUUUCACCCCCUUCCAUCUAUAUUAGUCCCACCUUAUGAUUGA